Ctenopharyngodon idella (grass carp) is the source of this 3480-nucleotide messenger RNA. It is a transcript of the gene nsfb, whose product is annotated as N-ethylmaleimide-sensitive factor b. The transcript has 22 exons. Gene Ontology annotation, molecular function: ATP hydrolysis activity; ATP binding. Gene Ontology annotation, biological process: intra-Golgi vesicle-mediated transport; SNARE complex disassembly; Golgi to plasma membrane protein transport. Gene Ontology annotation, cellular component: Golgi stack. The coding region runs from base 121 to 2364 and encodes 747 amino acids. NCBI's taxonomy places the organism in Eukaryota, Metazoa, Chordata, Actinopteri, Cypriniformes, Xenocyprididae. The record is from RefSeq and is a predicted model, not a curated record.
UUUUGAUGGGUUUUCUCUUCCGGUUUAACGUUCGUGUCAUAGCUGAGAGCGGUCGCUAGGGGGAGCGUCUAGUUGUGCCACUCUUACGGAAUUCGUCUUGAUCACCUGAUAAACGCAAAAAUGGCUGGCCGGCUAAUGCAAGCAGCGAGAUGCCCGACUGAUGAACUGUCUCUCACCAACUGUGUGGUUACAAGUGAGAAGGACUUCAAACCUGGACAGCAUUUGACUAUUAAAAUCACACCCACUCAGAAAUUUGUGUUCACGGUUAAAACUCACCCGAGCGUGGUCCCGGGAACCAUUGCCUUCAGUCUACCUCAGAGAAAAUGGGCUGGACUCUCUCUAAACCAGGAUGUGGAAGUGAGUAUCUACAACUUUGACCCAUCAAGACAGUAUGUGGGAACCAUGACGCUAGAGAUUGACUUCCUCCAGAAGAAGAGCGUUGACAGCAAUCCUUACGACUCAGAUAAAAUGGCCAUUGAAUUUAUCCAGUUUUUCAACUCACAGGCCUUUACCAUUGGCCAGCAGUUUGCCUUCAGCUUUUGUGACAGGCUCUUUGGACUGGUCAUAAAAGAUAUCGAGGCCAUGGAUCCCAGCAUCCUCAGAGGCGAGCAAACCAAUAGCAAAAAACAGAAGAUUGAGAUUGGUCUGUUGCACGGCAACAGUCAGGUGAUUUUUGACAAAGCCGAGAGCUCAUCUCUCAAUUUGAUUGGAAAAUCAAAGGCCAGAGGGUCUCGGCAGUCCAUCAUCAACCCCGACUGGAACUUUGAGCGCAUGGGGAUUGGAGGCCUGGACAAGGAGUUCUCGGACAUCUUCCGUCGGGCCUUCGCCUCACGAGUCUUUCCUCCAGACAUAGUGGAGCAGAUGGGCUGCAAACACGUGAAGGGGAUCUUAUUGUUUGGACCGCCCGGCUGUGGUAAAACCCUGAUGGCACGUCAGAUUGGUAAGAUGCUGAAUGCUAGAGAGCCAAAAGUGGUCAACGGGCCAGAGAUUCUGAACAAAUAUGUGGGCGAGUCGGAGGCCAACAUCAGAAAGCUGUUUGCUGAUGCCGAGGAGGAACAGAAGAGAUUGGGGGCCAACAGCGGCCUUCACAUCAUCAUAUUUGAUGAAAUUGAUGCCAUCUGUAAACAACGUGGCAGCAUGGCGGGCAGCACUGGGGUCCAUGACACCGUAGUCAACCAGCUACUGUCCAAGAUCGAUGGUGUAGAGCAGCUCAACAACCUCUUGGUUAUUGGAAUGACCAACAGGCCUGACCUGAUUGAUGAAGCCCUCUUGAGGCCAGGAAGACUGGAGGUCAAAAUGGAGAUUGGCCUGCCUGACGAGACGGGUCGUGUUCAAAUCCUGCAUAUCCACACAGCAAAGAUGAGGCAGUCAAACAUGCUGGCCAAAGAUGUUGACAUAAAAGAGCUGGCUUUCGAGACCAAAAACUACAGCGGAGCAGAGCUGGAAGGGCUUGUUCGGGCUGCCCAGUCGACUGCCAUGAACCGUCACAUCAAGGCCACUACUCAGGUAGAGGUGGACACAGAAAAGGCUCUUACUCUGCAGGUCAGCAGGAGUGACUUCUGGGCCUCUCUGAAUAAUGACAUCAAGCCUGCAUUUGGAACUAAUCAGGAGGAUUACGCCAGUUACGUCAUGAACGGUAUUGUGAAAUGGAGCAAUGCUGUGUCUGACAUAUUGGGAGAUGGAGAGCUUCUGGUGCAACAGACCAAGAACAGUGAACGCACACCGCUAGUAACUGUGCUCUUAGAGGGGCCUCCUCACAGUGGUAAGACUGCACUGGCGGCCAAGAUCGCAGAGGACUCCCAGUUCCCCUUCAUCAAGAUCUGCUCUCCAGACAAAAUGAUCGGCUAUUCAGAGAUCGCCAAAUGUCAGGCCAUCAAGAAGAUAUUUGAGGACGCCUACAAGUCCCAGCUGAGCUGUGUGGUGGUGGACGAUAUAGAACGACUGCUGGAUUUUGUUCCCAUCGGGCCACGGUUCUCUAACCUGGUGCUGCAGGCUCUGCUGGUAUUAUUGAAGAAACCGCCUCCUCGGGGUCGGAAGUUGCUGAUUCUUGGCACAACUAGCAGGAAGGAUGUUCUGCAGGAGAUGGGCAUGUUGGACACUUUCAGCACAACAAUCCACAUCCCUAAUAUAACUAGAGGAGAACAGCUCAUUGAGGCCCUGGAGCUUCUUGGGGGCUUCCAGGAAGAAGAGCGAGCAACUAUUGCAAAACAGGUGAAAGGACAAACGAUGUGGCUGGGCAUUAAGAAGCUGCAGAUGCUUAUUGAGAUGUCACUGCAGAUGCCUUUGGAAUACAGAGUUAACAAGUUUUUGGCACUACUGAGAGAAGAAGGAGCGUUUGGCUCUGCUAAACACGGGGCCAUAUAGUCUCGGGUGCAGAAGACAAACCAAGGCUAUUUUGAAGCAGUUAAAGGAGUCAGGAGAACACUGGGUGCACUUGAGAGACUGAGAGAGAGCAGAUGUACCUGCAGCAAAUCUCUCUAUCCCUCACUUUCCUUAAGUAUAGUGUACUACACGGCACUGCCCCUGUUCAACACUAGCUCCUUGAUUCCUCAAUAUAAGUGCAUAGGGUCUCAUAUUUAUACAGUUCCAUCAGGAAUUUUGAAAUAGUACAUGCAUGUAUUUGAAGACCCAUAGGGUAUAAAAUAUAUCAUAUUUAUGAUGUGUUGUAUUUACUGACGUGAACCAUUCCUGUUAAUGAUGCCUUACUUUUAAAUUGUCCAUAUUCAGAUGUGUAAAUUUAGCAAUGCUGAAAUUCUCUGACCAAAUCCUUUGCUCACUUUUCCCUUUAUCAUGGAUGGACUUGUUAUCUUAGAAACAGUCAGUGCCUGCCAAUAACAAUAUUGAAAUUCUCACUCCUGUACCUUUGCAUGCCAGUAUAUUGUUGUAGUUUGUUUAUUGCUUUUAUUGUUUUCAGACUAGAAGAUUAGUUUUGUUUUUUUAAGAAAGGGAACUAUCCGUCCUUCUUAAGUCACUCAGGACAUUCCAUGUCAGGAACAUAGGAAAGGUCGUAGUCUUAGAGAUGAAAUUACUCCUCAUCUCAGUCUAAUGAUUAACAUAGUGGCCUUAAGAAUCGUGUACAGGACAGAAACCUGUGACCUACCUCCCCUCUGCCAGUCUGCCAACAGUGCCGAGAUAGAUCACAUUGGCCUUGAAUUCUCCUUUUCUUUCUCUCAGAACAAUUAAGAACAUUAUGCCCCCAUUAUGACAUUUACUGUUGAACUGUGAAAGUAAUAGUAAUUGAACCACACCAAAAGGGCUUGCUCUUUAAAUUUAAAUGAAGAAUUUGUGUUUUGUGUACAAUUUGGGUCUUGGACUGCAUGUCACACACUAGUACUUGUUGUAGAUAUCCUUGUUGCCAAACAUUUGGAGUAUAACAUGCUACAUGAUGUUUUCACGGCAUGUAUCUUUGAGGAACUAAAUAAUGAAAUAUUUUUUUCCUAGAAAAUAUAAUUAUAAAUAAAGUCUUCAGUGAUUCCUUAA